GGCUAAAAAUCGAUACCAUCCACAGUCGCCUAUCGAACAGCUGAUAGUGAAAUCAGUUUCGGUAGCUAACUGGAAACGAAACAAUGCAGAAAAUAUAUUUGUGAUUCACACACCAAAAAGACACAUUUGAUAGAAACUUCCACUGAAUGCGCGGCCAGGACUCGACUGGAAACUAGCCAGCCCCACCAUGGACAUGGCCAGGAGCAUCUUUGGCCGCGACCACGAGGGUUACGUGGGCCGUGAAGAGCAUACGCGCAAACUGCAGAACCUGGGCUCGGAAGACGAUCUGGGAGAGCUGCCGCCCAUGAUGGAGGAACUGAGUGUGGCCGAUGGCCUGCGGCCAAAUCCCGGCGGUCCAUUCUCCGCUCUUACAGCCUCCAUGUGGCCCCAAGAAAUCCUGGCCAAGCUAGGUGGUGGCGCAGAAUUGGCUUCCGGCCCAAACGAUCAGCCGGAGUACCGCUUUGACGAAUUUGGAUUCCGGGUGGAGGAGGAGGACGGUCCGGAGCAGAGCUCCAACAAAUUGCUCAGCAUACCCUUUGUGGAGGACGCGCAGCAGCGGCUGCAGUGGAUUGCCCAUCUGGAAUUCUCCCACAACAAGGAGGCAACCGAGCUGACCUGGGAGCAUGUGGAUGUGAUGCUCCCACGUACAGAAAAGUUGCGCAAUAUGGUCCGUCAGGGUAUUCCCCACACGUUGCGCGCCCAGAUGUGGAUGCGUCUGUCAGGAGCGCUGGCCAAGAAGCAAAAGAGCGAGACCAGCUACCACGAUAUCGUAAAAGCUUCUAGCAAUGACCAGCUGAUGACUUCUAAACAGAUAGAAAAGGACCUACUGCGUAUCCUGCCAACGAAUGCCUGCUUUAGCAAUCCGAACGGGACGGGCAUUCCCCGACUACGCCGCAUUCUGAGGGGCAUCGCGUGGCUAUUUCCUGACAUUGGCUACUGUCAGGGCACCGGAGUGAUCGUCGCCUGUCUGCUUCUCUUUAUGGAGGAGGAGAACGCCUUCUGGAUGAUGGCCACUAUUGUGGAGGACCUGCUGCCAGCAUCCUACUACAGCUCAACUCUUCUGGGAAUUCAAGCAGAUCAGCGCGUUAUGCACACGCUCAUUGCCAACUACCUGAGCAGCGUGGACGAGUCCUUGCGUAAGCACGACAUCGAGCUGUCUUUAAUCACGCUGCAUUGGUUUCUCACGCUGUUCGCUAACGUGGUGCAUAUGAAGAUUCUGGUGCGUAUCUGGGACUGGUUCUUUUACGAGGGCUCGAUCGUGCUGUUCCAGUUGACUCUGGGCAUGCUCAAGGUGAAGGAGCAAGAUCUGAAGCACCUCGAGAACUCCGCACAGAUUUUCAAUUCACUUUCCGACAUUCCCGGCGAAGUCACUGACGUCGAAGUGCUCUUUCGCCAAGCCCUAGAGGUAGGCGGAUCGCUUAGCCAGACGGUAAUCGACACCCAUCGUCGUCGCCACCUGGCCUAUCUCAUGGCGGAUCAAGGACAUCAGAUAGGAAACCCCGAGGCUGCGCCUAAUCUUCCCAAACAACAGCUGGCCCGACGACAGGUGCGCAAAAGCAAAUCCAUCCUGGAAGCCUUUCUCUUCCGCGGCGACGGAAACGAAGGGGAUCAGCUGAAGAACAAGAACAUACGCCAGACGGAGAUCCUGGUAGACUUAAGAGAGGCUAUUCUUAAAGUGGGUCGUCAUUUCAUUACCAUUGAACCCAAGCUUGCCGGUCACAUCCAGCUGACUGCCAACUACAGCACCGAGUCGCAUGCCAAGGACCACGAAAACUUCAUCAAUGUGGCAAGGACGCGAAAGCGAAGGGCUAAAGCCUUGCACGACUUUGAACGGCACGACGACGAUGAAUUGGGAUUUCGGCGGAACGACAUCAUUACAAUCAUCAGCCAAAAAGACGAACACUGCUGGGUGGGAGAACUGAACGGUCUGCGCGGCUGGUUUCCAGCCAAGUUCGUUGAGCUACUAGACGAGCGGAGCAAGUUGUACACAUCAGCCGGAGAUGAUGCCAUUUCGGAAACUGUAACGGACCUGGUGCGGGGCACCUUGGCGCCGGCCAUCAAGGCCUUUCUGGAGCACGGCAUGAAACGGCCGACCUUUCUGGGUGGACCGAUACAUCCUUGGCUGUAUAUUGAGGAGGCUGCCACCCGGGAGGUGGAGAAGGACUUUGAGUCGGUGUACAGCCGUCUUGUGCUCUGCAAAACGUAUCGACUGGAUGAGGAUGGCAAGGUACUGACGCCCGAGGAACUACUCUACCGCUGCGUUCAAGCCAUCAACCAGACGCACGAUGAUGCCCACGCUCAAAUGGAUGUUAAGUUGCGCUCGCUAAUCUGUUUGGGCCUCAACGAACAGGUUCUUCACCUCUGGCUGGAGGUGCUGUGCGCCUGCCAGGAGGUCGUACAGAAGUGGUACCACUCCUGGAGCUUCAUUGACUCACCCGGCUGGGUGCAGAUCAAGUGCGAGCUUCGUAUUCUCUCGCAGUUUGCCUUCAAUCUGAACCCCGACUGGGAACUGCCUCCAAAGCGAGGCAAGGAGUCGCAACCGCUCAAGGACGGAGUAAGGGACAUGCUGGUGAAGCACCAUCUCUUCUCGUGGGAUCUGUGAGGCUUGCUGCCGCCUUGUAAAGAGUUCAAUCGUUGGCAAUCAACUCCGUAUCCAAUAUCUCAUUGCCCCCUUCUCCUCUCUAUCAUUUCUAAGUGCAAUCGCAAUUCUUUGAAUGGAAGCCUUCGCUUUUUAAGUACUUCUUUGUUGUCGUACACCUAACUUAAGUGCUUUAUCAUAAUGAUCUGUAGCUGUAACUAUACCUUUUAAUCGCCCUAUGUAUAGCUCGAGCCGUUUGUUUACUUAAUGUCCAUCCAUUAUUAUACAUCCUAGACCACACCAAUCUACUAAAUUACAAAUGUAACGUACCUUUAAUUGAAAUCAAACCUUAUAAAGUACAUACAUAUUUAUUACUAUAUACACAUAGAUGUUUAACUGUCUAAAUGCAUUUCAUUAAAGAUUAAUAUAUAUAUA
Molecule: messenger RNA, 3013 nt
Organism: Drosophila erecta
Lineage: Eukaryota; Metazoa; Arthropoda; Insecta; Diptera; Drosophilidae
Product: small G protein signaling modulator 3 homolog
Exons: 3
Coding region: 188-2602 (804 amino acids)
Molecular function (GO): protein binding
Source: RefSeq, a predicted model, not a curated record